UUCCUUAGCCGACUGUGACGGCUACGUUUUUUCAGUCAGAUCUCUUCACUUUCUCUCUCUACCUCUUUCUAUCUCUUAUCCCAAAUCGCUUGAUUCCGAAUUUCUCCAAUCUUCAGGUUUGUUGUAAUGGCAGAAUCAAAACCAGGUUUGAGGAAACCAGUAUUUACCAAGGUUGACCAGCUCCGUCCUGGUACUAGUGGUCAUACUCUCACAGUAAAGGUUGUUAGUACUAAAAUGGUUUUGCAGAAGGGUCGUGCUGAUGGUCCUCAAGUUCGUCAAAUGCGAAUUGCUGAAUGCUUGGUAGGGGAUGAGACCGGAAUGAUUAUCUUCACAGCUCGUAAUGACCAAGUGGACUUGGUGAAAGAGGGCAGCACAGUUAUCCUCCGCAAUGCUAAAAUUGACAUGUUCAAAGGUUCAAUGAGGCUAGCCGUGGACAAGUGGGGCCGUGUUGAAAUCACUGAACCUGCAGAUUUCACCGUUAAGGAAGACAACAACCUUUCUCUGAUCGAGUAUGAACUUGUGAAUGUUGUUGAAGAGUGAUCUUUAGAGACGGCAUUCCCUAUCUAUAUUCUGGCAAAGAAAUAAUAAAACAAAUCCAGCAAAGAUAGUACGGUUCUCUACGGGGCAUCUUUUUCUCCAAUCUCAUGAAAGUUCACUUUUAAGAAGAAAUCUGGAAGCUUAGUUACUACCCAGUUGCUUGUUACCUCUGCAGCAGAAUCUGGUGGAUCUUUUGUUGGAUCUCCACCUCCAAAAAAAUAGUGAUGGUAAGUAUAAAAAGGAGCUGGCUUUUGGAUUGGCUGUCUGUUUAUUAUUACCUAUUUAUUUCCCGACAGUACAUUACAAGUUAAUAUGAAACGAAUGUUCUCUGCAUAACUCGAUAUGAUUUUGCCUUAUCUGAAUACUAAUGUCCUUUUGCUUUUAACUUA
Morus notabilis is the source of this 926-nucleotide messenger RNA. RefSeq lists its product as uncharacterized. The record is from RefSeq and is a predicted model, not a curated record. NCBI's taxonomy places the organism in Eukaryota, Viridiplantae, Streptophyta, Magnoliopsida, Rosales, Moraceae. The transcript is spliced from 3 exons. Bases 127 to 540 code for a protein of 137 amino acids.